AUGGCGCGCGGUGGGAAACCCGGCCGAGGCGGCCGAGGCGGCCGCGCGCGGCGCGAAGAGGAAGAGCGAGCCGCUCGUAACGCCGAGUGGAAAGCGUCGCGCAGACGCGGUACCGAGGACUCCGAUGAGGACUCCGAUGAGGACUCCGAUGAGGACUCCGACGAGGAGGAAUCGGAGAGCGAAGAGGCGCCGGUGCGAGGACGACCGGUUCCGGGGUCGCUGCCGCCGAACUCGGAGAGCGACGACGAUUCGGAGAGCGACGACGAGAGCGAUCUGUUGGCGAUGAUGGCGCCGAGGGAGAAAACGAAACCCGAUGAGCCGUCUCCGGACGAGAUCUUGGCGCAGAAGAGUAAGAAGCAGUUGGAGGCAGAGAUGGAGAAGCUCAGGCUCGUGCGCGAACGAAGAGCGGCGCAGGCCAAGGCGAGGAUCGAGGCGGAUGGCGGUGUCGAUCGAUACGCCGUCGGCGCGGGCGAGGGGAAGACGAGAGGCGAUGAUUCCGAUUCCGGUAGCGACGACGACGACGAUGACUCGGAUUCCGAUUGA
This is a messenger RNA of Ostreococcus tauri, 543 nucleotides long. Its product is annotated as unnamed product. NCBI's taxonomy places the organism in Eukaryota, Viridiplantae, Chlorophyta, Mamiellophyceae, Mamiellales, Bathycoccaceae. The record is from RefSeq and is a predicted model, not a curated record. The transcript has 2 exons. Bases 1 to 543 code for a protein of 180 amino acids.